Molecule: messenger RNA, 789 nt
Organism: Malus domestica (apple)
Lineage: Eukaryota; Viridiplantae; Streptophyta; Magnoliopsida; Rosales; Rosaceae
Product: major allergen Mal d 1
Biological process (GO): abscisic acid-activated signaling pathway; defense response
Cellular component (GO): nucleus; cytoplasm
Molecular function (GO): signaling receptor activity; protein phosphatase inhibitor activity; abscisic acid binding
Source: RefSeq, marked provisional
CUAAAACCAUCAUCCUUGGUAGUUGCUUUCUUUUGCUCAUUCUCAACCCUCUUUUUUCUCAUCAUGGGUGUCUACACAUUUGAGAACGAGUACACCUCUGAGAUUCCACCACCAAGAUUGUUCAAGGCCUUUGUCCUCGAUGCUGAUAACCUCAUCCCCAAGAUUGCACCCCAGGCAAUCAAGCAUGCUGAGAUCCUUGAAGGAGACGGUGGCCCUGGAACCAUCAAAAAGAUCACUUUUGGUGAAGGUAGCCAAUACGGCUACGUGAAGCACAAGAUCGACUCGGUUGACGAGGCAAACUACUCAUACGCCUACACUUUGAUUGAAGGAGAUGCUUUGACAGACACCAUUGAGAAGGUCUCUUACGAGACCAAGUUGGUGGCAUCUGGAAGUGGUUCCAUCAUCAAGAGUAUCAGCCACUACCACACCAAGGGUGAUGUUGAGAUCAAGGAAGAGCACGUCAAGGCUGGCAAAGAGAAGGCUCAUGGUUUGUUCAAGCUUAUUGAGAGCUACCUUAAGGGCCACCCCGACGCAUACAACUAAAUUAAUAUGUUUCUAUGGUAUUUUGGGUGUCACCCUUCAGUCGAAGGUUGUGUGGCUUUUCUUUGUAUGCUUUUUCUAGUCAGCCCAAAGUAGCCAUGGUUUUGGGCACUUUGGCUUUGAAAAAUAAGUUUAUGGUUGCGAUCAUCUUCUGGUUGCCCUUGAUGUAUUUGUUUGAAAAAAAAGUUGCAGACUGUAAGUGUAUUAUCUAUAAAUAUAAUGAAAUCAGUUAAUGUCUCACUUGCAACC